CUGCUGGAAUUGCUUGGGUAGCCCUAAUGUCCUCGUUCUUAUUUGGAAGAGGAGUUUGGCCAGCUGCAAGCCUUGGCUGAUAGCAGAAGCUUUCUGAAGGUCUUCUGCCUUGCUCUGGGCGCUGGGAGGUGAAAGCCUAAGAUCUCAUGAAAACUCCUCACCUCUGCUGGUGAGCUGGUGGGUGGAUGACACGGGAAGUAUUUGCAGAUACGGACGAGGGGCAGUCUGCUUACACAGAAGCUGCAGGGACAAGUUGUUGCUCAGUUUGCACUGUAUCUGGAUGACAGAGUGGUCAGAGGGAGCAGAUUGCUGACUCCAGCCAAGUGUUCACGUGUCCUGCAGUGUUAGGGCUGACUUCUGAGAAACCACAGAUGUCAGCUCCAUGCAGACAUUCACAGCUUAGCCAGGAGGAAAUGGAUGACAGAGCGAGCUGCGUGCUGCCUACAGUAAAAUAUCAAAAUAACUGGCUGCUUUGUGUUGGUCUCUAAGAGCUGCUAAAUGGUCUGAGAUGAAGCAUGUGGCCAUGCCCACAUUUCCCAGGGUUUUCCUGGGUGUGAGUGUUGGCGGCCCAGCAGGGCAGCAAUCUGCAUGCAGAGCGAUGCAGGACAGAGGGGCCUGUGUGGGGCCUGCAGUGCUGUGCUGCCGCUUCCUGUCGGGGGGCACGCUGUUCGAAGGGAAAUGUGGUUGGGUUUCUUGGACCGCAUCUCCUCCCCUGCUGUUCUCAUGAGUGUUUCAGAGACUGUCAGGCGUGGCCUGAAGUAGCUUUCAUUUAAAGAGGAAUAGAAAGGGCUUCCAGUGAAGACAGAACCAUCGGUAACCAUGAGCUAUUGACCUAUGGCAGCCGUUCAUGGAGGAACUCAAUUCAGACUCAGGCUGCGACUCUGUAACUGAUACAGAAACAGAAGACGAGAAAAACUCAGUUUACUCCUGCCAGCUUGCCAUGAAUGAAGAGCACAAAUUAUCCAAGAACAUUGGGGAGCAUCUGGUGGUGCAGCCUGAUCACAUACGCUGUGGGGUACAGACCACUGUUUAUAUUAUCAUGAAAUGUAGACUAGAUGACAAAGUGAAAACUGAAGUUGAAUUCUCUCCAGAGAACUCAUCAUCUGUGCGUGUGCUGGCUGAGUUGGAGAAUGAAUACACAAUAUCUGUGGAGGCUCCAAAUUUAACUUCCGGGACAGUGCCUCUGCAUAUAUAUUCAGGGGACUUGAUGGUGGGAGAAACGAGUGUCACCUAUCAUACUGACAUGGAGGAAAUCAGCAGUCUGUUGGCUAAUGCAGCCAACCCAGUACAAUUCAUGUGCCAGGCCUUUAAAAUCGUUCCAUACAGCAUAGAAGCUCUGGACAAACUGUUGACUGAGUCACUAAAGAAGAACAUUCCUGCCAGUGGCUUACACUUGUUUGGAAUCAACCAGCUGGAAGAAGAUGAUAUGACAACAAAUCAGAGAGAUGAGGAGUUGCCAACGCUGCUUCACUUUUCUGCAAGAUAUGGGCUGAAAAACCUUACUGCUUUGCUGCUGACGUGCCCUGGAGCACUGCAGGCCUACAGUGUAGCCAACAAAUAUGGUCACUAUCCAAACACGAUAGCGGAAAAGCAUGGCUUUAAGGACCUCCGACAAUUCAUUGACGAAUACGUGGAAACUGCAGAUAUGCUGAAGAGUCACAUUAAGGAAGAGUUGAUGCAAGGCGAAGAGGAUGAGUCUGUUUAUGAGUCCAUGGCUCAUCUUUCUACUGACCUGUUAAUGAAAUGUUCCUUAAACCCAGGUUCUGAUGAAGAGCUUUAUGAAUCUAUGGCUGGAUUUGUCCCUGGUGCCCCAGAAGACCUUUAUGUAGAAAUGCUUCAGUCCAAGGCAGACACUCCAAUUUCUGGAGAUGAAAUCUCUCUAACUGUGAAAGACUCGAUGCUCCGCAAGUUUUUAGAAGGUGGUAGCAUGGAUGCACCAGAUUCUGGGGAAGGAGUUUCCCAGCAGUAUGAUGAAGAUCUAUAUUACUCAGUGGAAAAAGAUACUUUUCCCCAGGAAAUGGCUAGCAGACCUCCAGUUCCUGUUCCAAGACCAGAAUCCAGCUCUCCUCAGUCAGACAAUGAGCUGUAUAUCUCCAAAGUUUUUGCACAGAAAGCUCAAAGACCUGAGAAUCUCUAUGUCCCUAGAGGAAAGGUGAGGAAAGAAACGAUGGUCAGGCCUGUUAGAGACCUGUCUCAAUCAAGUAUAUACGAUCCAUUUGCUGGAAUGAAAACUCCAGGUCAACGGCAGCUGAUCACAUUACAAGAACAAGUGAAAAUGGGCAUACUCAACGUUGAUGAAGCUGUACUUCACUUUAAGGAGUGGCAACUGAACCAGAAGAAGAGAUCAGAAUCAUUCCGUUUCCAGCAGGAAAAUCUGAAACGGCUACGAGACAGCAUAACCAGGAGGCAAAUGGAGAAGCAAAAAUCAGGGAAAAGUGCAGAUCUGGAAAUUACAGUACCCAUUCGACGUUCUCAUAAUACUUUGGGAAAACCAGAAUGUGGCAUAUAUGAGUAUACCCCAAGGAAAAACGUAUUCCCACCAAAAAAGGAGCUAAAGCGAGGAGACUGGAAAACAGAAAGCACAUCCAGCACAACAAGUAGUGCAAGCAACCGCUCCAGCACUCGGAGCAUAUUGAGUGUCAGCAGUGGGAUGGAAGGAGACAGUGAGGACAAUGAAGUCUCAGAAGCAAGCAGAAGCCGCAGCCCUAUCCAUAGCCAAGCAGAGAGGCUGCCUCUCCCCCUGCCUGAAAGGCCUCCCAGAGUGCCCCCUCGAGGUGCAAGCAGGCCUGUAAACUCUGAAGGCUUUUAUCCUCCACCUGUGCCCCCAAGAGGUCGCUGAAUCUCUCAACAUCUGUGGAAUAUGAGAUUUUUCUAUAUAUAUAUAUGUGUGUGUAUGUGUGUGUUUGUACAGAUAUUUUUGGGUUGUCUUAAAUUAUUUAUAAGGGGGAGCCAAAUGUUUUUGUAUCUAUCUUCCUUCCUAAAGCUCUGGUAGCUCUGCCUAUGGUUUUCACUGAGAUUUUUUGGUCUGCUGUAGCUUUUUUGUUUGGAAGAAUUCUGGUGCUUUAAGACUUCGAGGGAAAAAUCAUGGUUGAAAAGGAGAAUGCUGAUAUGUCUUGGCAGCCCUGCACCAACAUGGAGUUUCCCUUUGAUGAAGAAAGAACACAUCCUCUUAGAAAUUAAAUCCUGAUAAGCAUUGUCAAACAAAACUUUCAGUACAAUGUACAAGGGCUUUACUGGAAAAGUUACUUAGAAAAAAAAACCCAAAAUUAAAUACUUUGUUUGAAGAAUUCUCAUUA
Messenger RNA from Phasianus colchicus (ring-necked pheasant), 3296 nucleotides. RefSeq names its product phosphoinositide-3-kinase adaptor protein 1 (gene PIK3AP1). Gene Ontology annotation, biological process: signal transduction. Gene Ontology annotation, cellular component: cytosol. Gene Ontology annotation, molecular function: signaling receptor binding; phosphatidylinositol 3-kinase regulatory subunit binding. The record is from RefSeq and is a predicted model, not a curated record. NCBI's taxonomy places the organism in Eukaryota, Metazoa, Chordata, Aves, Galliformes, Phasianidae.